Brassica oleracea var. oleracea is the source of this 1173-nucleotide messenger RNA. RefSeq names its product transcription factor ILR3-like. NCBI's taxonomy places the organism in Eukaryota, Viridiplantae, Streptophyta, Magnoliopsida, Brassicales, Brassicaceae. Gene Ontology annotation, molecular function: protein dimerization activity; DNA-binding transcription factor activity. The coding region runs from base 225 to 926 and encodes 233 amino acids. Gene Ontology annotation, biological process: intracellular iron ion homeostasis; regulation of DNA-templated transcription. The record is from RefSeq and is a predicted model, not a curated record. The transcript is spliced from 5 exons.
AAGAUUCCACAACUCGCCUCCUCCAACAGUUUUUGUCUUCUCUCUCUCUCUGUCUCUGUCUCUGUUUCCUUCCACAACCAAACCACAAAACAAAAUUCGAUUCCGCUAAACUUCCCUCUUCCCCCAAACAGAACCUCGCUGAUCGCCGCCGGGAAGAUCCAAUUUCCUCCGGGAGUGAAGAAAAUAGCUCACCGUCUUUUGUAUUUAGGUGGUAGUUUGAGGAGAUGGUAUCGCCCGAAAACGCUAAUUGGAUAUCCGAAUUGAUCGAUGCAGACUAUGGAAGUUUCACCAUCCAAGGUCCUGGCUUCUCCUGGCCUGUUCACCAGCAACCUAUUGGCGUUUCCAGCGUGGGAGUUGAUGGCUCAGCUGGUAAUUCAGAAGCCACCAAGGAACCUGUCUCUAAAAAGAGGGCGAGAUGUGAUUCGUCCUCUGCUACUAGCUCCAAAGCCUGUAGAGAGAAGCAGCGACGUGACAGGCUGAAUGACAAGUUUACGGAAUUGAGUGUAAUUUUGGAGCCGGGAAAUCCUCCCAAAACAGACAAGUCUGCAAUCUUGGUCGAUGCUGUCCGUAUGGUUACACAACUACGUGGCGAGGCACAGAAGUUGAAGGACUCCAAUUCAAGUCUUCAAGGCAAAAUCAAUGAGUUGAAGACCGAGAAGAACGAGCUGCGUGAUGAGAAGCAGAGGCUGAAGACAGAGAAAGAGAAGCUGGAGCAACAGCUGAAAGCCAUGAAUGCUCCUCCUCAACCAAGCUUCUUCCCAGGCCCACCUAUGAUGCCAACCGCUUUUGCUUCUGCGCAAGGCCAGGCUCCCGGAAACAAGAUGGUGCCAGUCAUCAGUUAUCCAGGAGUUGCCAUGUGGCAGUUCAUGCCUCCUGCUUCAGUAGAUACUUCUCAGGAUCACGUCCUUCGUCCACCAGUUGCUUAACUGGGACGACCAAAAACAAAACCUCAAGAAAAUCAGCGUCAACUGGUUUGCUUCUUGCUCCCGCUAAAAAAAAAGAAAAGUCCAUUUGUUUUGCUCUCCUCUUUCUCGGCUUUUUUAGUAGUCUUUUAUGGAUGCUCUGGUUUCAUCAGUGUUAUCUUCUUAUAACAGUUAUCUUUUGAACAAUGAUAUGGCAUUGUAAACUCACAAUUGUUUGUCGCAGUGUUUAUCUAUUCACAUGUAAAUUUAA